GCACAGAAUAGAUAAAAUUUAUAAUAUUAUAUGAAAUUUCAUCUAUUCUGUGCUAAUACCUAAUACCUAUUGUUAAUUCAUAAUAAUAACAUUGUACUGCUAUAAUUGUAUAAUACAUUAAUGUUAAUUAGUGGUCGAUUAUAAUAUCAUAAUGUACGUGGAAAUGAUUUCAGAUCUACUUGAUUUGUUUAAUAAACUAUUAAACUUUAUGACUGAAGUUGGAGUCUUGGAUUCUUUUACAUUCAUGCAUUCUGCCAUAAAUCUCAACUCGCAGCAUGAGCAGUUCCUUAAAAGAAUUCAAUCAUCAAUUGAUGAAUUGAAGAAAUGGUUACAAAAUGUAUGUACGGAAUGGAAAGCAGAAGAUUUAGCUUCUCUUGGCAAUGUAAUAGAACCACCAAUGACACCUAAUAAUAUAGAUCUCAACAUGAAUGGCACCGAUUACAUCACACCACUUAUUAAAGAAAAAAUAGACUCUGUGCUAGGUUUUCGAAAUCCAGUGAGUCCGAUUUUAUGGAGUGUUGGAUUGAGACCCAUACAAGAUAGUAAUUCUAAAGACGGAUUUGAAAUAGACGAUGAUCAAAGACUGCCUACAGAUUUUGUUGCUCCUUCUUUUGGAGAUUAUGGAAGCCCAUCUUCAGAACCUUGGAAUGUUUUUCAAGAAUCUAAUUAUGAUCUGGAUCAGACAAACAUGGAUGAAAAAGGUCCUCAAACACCAAAUAUAAAAUUAUAUAGAAAGGAAGAGGAACCAGAUAUUAUACAAGACAUCAGUUCAAAUUCAUCAUGUUUUCCUCAUGAGAUUAAUCAAAUUGAAAAUUUAUUUCCAUGCCAAAAAUGUAAACACCAACUCGAGUCUUUUGAAGAGUUAGAAGAACAUUUAAAAACACAUCAACUCAAAUCAAAAUUCACAAAUCUACAUUUAACUUGUGCUUACUGUAAUAAAUCAUUCUGUAAAAAAAGUAAUUUACGCCUACAUAUGUUGAUCCAUGAAAACAUCAAACCUUACGCAUGUUUGUACUGUGAUCGGCAGUUUACUCAGAAAGCCACAAGAGAUAUACACUUAACUAAACAUACUGGUGACUAUUCAUAUUUGUGUUAUGUUUGCAAUAAAAAAUAUGCUACUAAAGGAAAAUUAGAGUUCCAUAUGAAAACUCAUCAAGAAGCACAAUAUGAAUGUACAUUGUGCAGUAAACGAUUUUCUACUCAGCAAUAUUUAAAUUAUCAUAUGAAAGUACACCCAGAUCAGAAUACAAGUGGAUUCAACUGUGAUGUAUGUCAAACAGAGUUUAAGAAAAAAAGAUGUUUCCUUGCACAUAGAAAACAGGAACAUCCAUUUUGUAUGUUUAAAUGUCCAACUUUUGAAUGUGAUAAGGAAUUUUCUACGAUCCAACUGUUAAAUAGGCAUAUUAAACGAUUACACGAAGCAAAGGAAAGAAGUGUAAUUUGUUCAGAAUGUGGAAAAUCAUUUGAUUUUCCUAAUUACUUACAAAAACACAUUGUUCGAGUUCAUGGGCCUAAACGUUUACCAAAAUUUAAAUGCCGACAGUGUCCCUUGCGUUUUGAUAAUGACGUUAUGUUACAUGUACACAUGCAAUCACAUCCAAAGGAUAUUAAAAAAAAAGAAAUCAAACGUGUGAGUUGUCCUCGAGAUUCUUGUAAUUUAUCAUUUUACAACCGUGUUAGUCUUCGAUAUCACAUCGCUGAAAAACAUGAUAAUAUUUAUCGGUAUGAAUGUGAAAUAUGUCAAAAAAAAUUUGUUCGUAAAAAUCAUUACGAAUUACAUAAAGCUAUUCAUUUGAAACCAAAUUUUACUUGCAAUAUGUGUUUCAAAAGAUUUCGUAAAAAGAAUCGCUUAGCUGCUCAUUGGAAAAGGACUCAUCAACAAGAGACAUUUGAUUUUGGCAUGCUUUUUAGUGUAGACACAAUUCACAAAUUAAAUUUAUAAUAUAAUAAUAUGUUUAAUAAAUUAUAGUUAAAAAGUUAACUACCUAAUGUUAAAAUAAGAUGUAAUGUAAACUGAUCAGGCAAGGAUCCAUGAGUGGUUAAUAAGGGACUUUACCCCUCUCCUUUUUCCUCGUGUUACCUAUGUAAUAAUGUAUUAUACUUUUGUAUAUUUAAAACAAAGCAUUUUUAUAUUUGGGAUAAUCUUGGACAUUUUGAUUUGCAUGAGUGUUUUUUUUAACAGGCCUAUGGAUAUGCUAAUUUUGGGUCACACACAUAAAAAUAAUUUUUACUCACAAAAAUCCAAUUUAAUUUUAUGUAUAUAGUUGCCAUUGGUUAUAGAAAUAAGAUUAAAAAUUUUAAGAAAUGUAUUAUCUGCCAAGGACCUACUAUUGUUUGAUAUUCUUUGUGGGCCCAAGGCCAUGCCUCCUGACCCCCUCCCCUUAAUUCGGACUUAUGCAGACCCCUAGGGAUCCAUGGACCACAGUUUGAGAAACCUUGACCUGUAUAAUAAAAUAAUACCUAUUAUGUGCCUUCUAAAAUCAUUGGUACCUAUUUGUUAUCUUUCUUAGAGCAAAAAUGUAACCUCCCUCCCAUCACAAAUUUCUAGAUUCGUGCCUGAAACUAGUGAUAAGAGCUUUAUGGUGCUUUUAUAGUUAGCUACACAAUGUAGAGAAGAUAUUCUGUAGAGACGAUCUUCUCUAAAUCUUGGUUAUUAUUUAAUCUUAUUUGAUUGUUUGUUAUUAGUUAAAUAUUUAAAUAAAUAUCACAUUUUAAAAAAA
Molecule: messenger RNA, 2720 nt
Organism: Metopolophium dirhodum (rose-grain aphid)
Lineage: Eukaryota; Metazoa; Arthropoda; Insecta; Hemiptera; Aphididae
Product: gastrula zinc finger protein XlCGF57.1-like
Exons: 11
Coding region: 152-1942 (596 amino acids)
Biological process (GO): regulation of transcription by RNA polymerase II
Cellular component (GO): chromosome
Molecular function (GO): chromatin insulator sequence binding
Source: RefSeq, a predicted model, not a curated record